Messenger RNA from Acanthosepion pharaonis, 489 nucleotides. Lineage: Eukaryota; Metazoa; Mollusca; Cephalopoda; Sepiida; Sepiidae. The record is from the annotation of a GenBank genome assembly.
AUGUCCGUUCUUAUCUAUCUAUCUAUCUAUCUAUCUAUCUAUCUCGGCCUCUAUCUCGGCCUGUUAAUGUAUCUAUCUAUCUAUCUGUCUAUCUAUCUAUCUAUCUAUCUAUCUCGGUCUGUUCAUAUAUAUUUCUGUUCAUAUCUAUCUAUCUAUCUAUCUAUCUAUCUCAGUCUAUCUCAACUGUUCAUAUGUAUCUAUUUAUAUACAUCUCCAUUUAUAUCCAUAUAUUCUCACUCUAUCUAUCUAUCUAUCUAUCUAUCUAUCUAUCUAUCUAUCUAUCUCGUCACUCUAUCUAUCUAUCUAUCUAUCUAUCUAUCUCGUCACUUCAUCUAUUCUCAUCACUCUAUCUAUCUAUCUAUCUAUCUAUCUAUCUAUCUAUCUAUCUAUCUCGGUCUUCUUCGAUCUUCAAUUGACCCUUCCUGUCUCCUUUCUUUCAUUCUUCUACUGAUCGCUGUUGCAUGUUUUCUUCGCAUCAACCAAUCUUAA